AUGGCACAAAAUAAGGCAUCGACAGACGAUGAUACCGUCCCGGGCACGGAGAUUAUGUGUGACUGGGAAGAACCUUCAAAUGACCCAAACGACCCAUUAAAUUGGUCAAAAACAUGGAAGUAUAUAAUUAUCACCACCCAAUUCCUAUUCCUGUUCGUUGCUGUUGAAUCAGCUCUCUCGAUGGGUCCAAUGUUUCCAUUGUUUGCGGCCGAGUUCAAUCUUAAUGAUACCCAACUAAGCCUCCUAUCGGGUGCCUGUGUGCUAGCACUCGGUUACUCGAACUUUAUCAUCGUUCCUUUCUCGAACAUAUUUGGACGACGUCUGACAAGUUUGAUAUUCUGUGCAUUGGGAAUAGGGUCGUGUAUCUGGCAGGCCCUUGCGACGUCCCAUUCAAGCUUACUUGGUGCUCGUGUGGUCAAUGGCGUUGCCACUGCAACAAGUGAAACUAUAUUGGUCCAGGUAAUUGCCGAUAUGCUUUUUCUACACGAGCGAGGGCUGUGGACUGGUGUAUAUUUCACUGGGUAUUUUAUGGGGUUGUUUAUCGGGCCAGUGAUUGCCGGGAAUAUUGCAGAAAGAUUCGGCUGGCGCAGCUUUUUCUGGCUUUCGUUGGCCAUGUCUUGUUUCAAUUUUCUGACGCUGCUCAUCUUUUUCCCAGAAACCAAAUUUCACCGCCGAAAUAUUGACGAAACCAGAAGUUUGGAGCUUGAUAGUACCCAGCCUUCAAUUACAUUGGAUAAGGAUAGGACGGGCCAUUUAGAAAACCUCGAGCCUGCCUUGGUGACGGUGGGCACUGGUCGGCCUUCCAAAUCUCAGUUCCGGUUGUGGCAAGGGCUCGAAAAACACUGGAAGCAGUUUAUCGUCCGCGACAUUAUCUCACCUUUCAAAUUCUUCUUUUUUCCAAUAAUAUUUUGGGCGGGCCUGAACGUGGCAGGGCCUGCCAACCUUCUUCUUUACUGGAACCUGACGGAGUCCGCAUUUUUCAGUGCCCCGCCAUAUAACUUCACCCCGGCAGGAGUUGGUUACACCAAUUUCGCGUUCGCCAUCGGAGGUCUUGUUGGGCUUGCUACUGCAGGGCCUUUCUCCGACUGGGUAGCCAUGAAAGCCACCAGACGCAACAACGGCAUUCGCGAGGCCGAAAUGCGAUUACCGGCCCUGAUACCCUACUUUAUCACGACUGUUAUUGGCAUUGUCAUUGGUGGUCUCGGAUAUCAGAAUUUGUGGGAAUGGCCCAUAAUCUUGGUAGUCGGCUUCGGAUUGAGUGGCCUCUGUGUUACAGCGGUGCCGACUAUUGUCAUCGCUUAUGCGGUCGACUGCUACAAGCCUAUAUCAGGUGAAAUUAUGGUCGUUGCCACCGUGAUUAAGAAUACCUGUGGGUUUGUUAUGAGCUAUUGGGUAUCUACAUUGGCGGAAAAGAAGGGAUUCAUUACCCCCACAAUGGUUGAAUUUUCCUUAACGAUUGGACCGAUGCUAUUGGGCAUCCCUAUCUAUUUCUUCGGCAAGAAACUUCGCAAAUUGAGUCAAAAUUCGUUUAUGAAUCCAGAAGGCGAAUGA
Penicillium waksmanii is the source of this 1551-nucleotide messenger RNA. RefSeq lists its product as uncharacterized. The transcript has 5 exons. The record is from RefSeq and is a predicted model, not a curated record. Gene Ontology annotation, biological process: transmembrane transport. Gene Ontology annotation, molecular function: transmembrane transporter activity. NCBI's taxonomy places the organism in Eukaryota, Fungi, Ascomycota, Eurotiomycetes, Eurotiales, Aspergillaceae. Bases 1 to 1551 code for a protein of 516 amino acids.